Molecule: messenger RNA, 4566 nt
Organism: Rhodofomes roseus
Lineage: Eukaryota; Fungi; Basidiomycota; Agaricomycetes; Polyporales; Fomitopsidaceae
Product: Oligoxyloglucan reducing end-specific cellobiohydrolase
Exons: 18
Coding region: 62-4456 (1464 amino acids)
Biological process (GO): Golgi to vacuole transport; Golgi to endosome transport; protein targeting to vacuole
Cellular component (GO): membrane; Golgi apparatus
Molecular function (GO): protein binding
Source: RefSeq, a predicted model, not a curated record
UCUCACUCGCCAGUCUCAGGCAGCUCGUCGCGCACUGCAGCGAGCAGUCCUGACCGCAGCCAUGAUUAUGCGGCCUCGGACGCCGCUCGUCCUUUGGAUCCUCUCCCUCCUGUCCGGCCUGCUCCUCGUUGCUGCUCAGCAGCCCGACUCCUCGGUCACAUACUUCCCGAACCUUCCCAGUAGACUCUUCUUCUUCGAAGACACGACCACUGCUGUAUACCAUGACCUGAUAGACGGGAACGUGUACGUGUCACAAGACGAGGGCAAGUCGUGGUCGCGAGCGGAUGGAAUACCGGAGGGGGACGCAUCCAUGGUCAUAGAGCAUCCCUUUGACAACAGCUAUGCUUUCGUUCUAACCCGAGGCAUUUACCACUACCGCACCGCCGACCGAGGCAGGACAUGGCAGGGGUUCGAGAUGCCCAUUCCACCGGCUCUGGUGGGCAAACCGCUUUCGUUCCACUCGGACCCCAAGAAGUAUGGAUAUAUUCUCUAUCAAGGUACCUUUUGCCAGUCCACCGGCGGUUGGGGCAGUGUCUGUCACGAUGAGACAUACUACACGCUAGACGCAUUUAGCGACACACCAGAGCUUCUCCUCUCCGAGACAUCCCGCUGCCAGUUCGCACAUAGCAGCGCGGACUUCAAGCAUGAUGCCCACCCGGACCUCAUCUACUGUGUCGCUUUCGACACUAGCACGUCCACGGGUAUGCAUUCGUUGUCGGCAAGCCGCUUGUACUCUUCGACAAACUUCUUCGAAGACGACAUCAAAGUCGAAGACCUCGGGAUUGGAAAGAACGCCCGCGGCGUCGUGGCAUUCGCCAUCGUAUCGAAGUUUGCAGUAGUAGCACUGCGAGACCUUAGCCCCUCCGGUGACGGCGAGAUGCUUCUCUAUGUCUCCGUAGACACCAAGACGUGGGCCAAGGCGCGUUUCCCUCACGCGUCCUCUGCGCGUCUCAGGGAGAACGGCUAUACAAUAGUAGAGUCGACGACGCACUCACUGGCGGUGGACGUCAUGCUUCAAGAUAUGACAACGACAAUCGGGACGCUGUUCGUCAGCAACUCGAACGGGACAUUCUUCGUGGAGAGCUUGAAGGAUACAAACCGUAACGAGAUGGGAUACGUGGACUUCGAGAACCUGUACGGCAUUGAAGGUGUCGGGCUGGCCAAUAUAGUCUCAAAUGCCGGGGAAGUGGAGGGCCGUAGGGCACAGAAGCAACUCCAGACGAGAAUCACCUUUGACGACGGACGGACGUGGUCCCGCCUCGUCCCACCCUCUAGCGAUAGCGAAAAUCAGCGUAUCUCGUGCAAUUCUAACGACGACAGCUGCUCGCUGCACCUGCACUCCGUGACCAUCCCUCACAACUUCGGUCGCGUGUUCUCGUCUCCUGCCCCUGGUUUCGUCAUGGGCAUAGGAUCUAUUGGCUCGCACUUGAAGCCGUAUGACGAGGGCGAUACGUUCCUCAGCACGGACGCGGGCCUCACAUGGUCGAUGGUUCACAAGGACGCCCACAAGUAUGAGUUUGGCGAUUCCGGAAGCAUCGUGGUGCUGGUCAAUGACGAGGAGAGUACCGACGAGAUCACGUACUCGAGCGAUCUUGGAAGGACUUGGCGUACCUUCAACUAUGGCUUCACCAUGCGUGCGCGUAUCCUGACGACGGUGUCAGACUCUACAUCGCAGAAGUUCGUGCUCGUCGGUCAAGUGUCCAAGCGAGACAUGGACGGUCGUGGACGUUAUGCUGUCGUGUUCCUAGACUUUGCCCCCAUGCGCUCGCGCAAGUGUGGUGACAAUGACUUCGAGCGGUGGUACGCUCGCUCGAUGACCCACGAGUGUCUCAUGGGCCACAAGCAAUGGUACAGGCGCCGAAAGCCGGACGUGGACUGCUACGUCGGAGAGGAGUUCCAUGAGCCCAUAGAGCACGAGGAGAGCUGCCCGUGCACGGACGAGGACUAUGAAUGCGACUACAACUUCGUCCGGCAGGGCGAUCAGUGCGUCCCUGUAGGACCGGAGCCUAUUCCUGCGGGCGUGUGUCCUCCCGACAAUCCGAAUGCGAUGUACAUGGGUUCGUCAGGCUAUAGACUCAUCCCGGGCAACACCUGUGACAGGGAACGCGGCGUCAAGAAAAACGAUCCUAUCAGUAAGCCUUGUGCCAAUGCGCAACCUGCUGAAGGCGAGAUCGUCCAUCAAAUCUUCGAGUUCCCGGCUCCCGUCGUGCAAUUCGCGUAUUUCAAGGAUUCUACGACGAUACUUGUUCGCCUGGAAGAUCACACUGUCUGGCAGUCGAGCAACGAAGGCUACACCUGGCAGCAAGUCCAGCCUGGGGAACGUUUCGUCGCCUUCUACCAUCACGCCUACAGUCACGAUCGUGCGUACCUCAUCACUGGCACCAAACAAUUCUACUACACCACCGACACCGGGAAGACGUGGCUGCCUAUGAACGGACCUCUACCACCUAACAACCUCGGUCUACAGAUCUUGCAUUUCCAUCCGGUUAUCUCUGACUACCUGAUUUGGAGCGGCAGCGAAGGCUGUGUCGGGUUCGGCGAGAGCUGUAACGUGCAAGCGUACUACACCCGCGAUAACGGACGUAAAUGGAACUUCAUCGAGAAGUACGUCCGAAACUGCGCUUGGGCUCGGGAUGCCGAGCUAGACGUGGACCCACACCAGAUCAUCUGCGAGGUCUACAAGAAUCAACAGGGCAAUCAGAGGUUCUUCCAGUUGGAGAACCCACUACAGUUGAUCAGUGGGCGGAACUUCUUCGAGAAAAAGACGAAGCUCUUCGACCACGUUGUCGGAUUUACCAAAUUUAGCGAGUUCCUGAUAGUCGCGGAGUAUCAGGCACAACGGCAGACGCUGGAUUUGCAAGUAUCUCUGGAUGGACGGACUUUCGCGAGCGGGAUGUUCCCUCCCGAUCUACGACCGGACCAACAUGCAUACACUAUCCUGGAAUCAACCACCAUGUCUGUGUUCUUGCAUGUCACUACCUCGGAGCGGCCGAAUCCAUACUGGGGAAGCAUCUUGAAAUCCAACUCAAAUGGGACAUACUACAGUAUUUCUCUCGAGAACGUCAAUCGCAAUGAUGCAGGAUACGUCGAUUUCGAGAAGAUGAUCGGCCUAGAUGGGAUCGCCCUGGUCAAUGUCGUAUCAAAUACACUGGAAGCCACUUUGACAGGACGCAAGGAACUUGAGACCCGCAUCACCCACAAUGAUGGCGGAACUUGGAAGCGGCUGGCACCCCCUCCCAAGGAUUCUCUCGGCAACCUAUAUUGGUGUGACAGCACCCGUUGCGCACUGCACAUCCACGGAUACACAGAACGCUAUGAUGCGCGUGCGACUUACAGCACGCCGUCUGUGCCUGGUCUGCUCAUGGCCGUUGGGAACGUCGGCGAGACGCUAGCGGACUACACUGACAGUGACACGUUCCUGAGUCGCGACGCCGGCUUUACCUGGGAAGAGGUCCACAAGGACGCUCAUCUUUGGGAGUUCGGCGACUCCGGAUCCAUCCUCAUCAUGGCGAAUGACGAGGACGCGACUGAUCACGUGCUCUUCAGUACUGACGAGGGCGGGAGCUGGCGAGAGUACAAGUUCACUGACGAGAGGAUACGGGUCAAGGAAAUCGUCACCGUUCCAUCGGAUACUAGUCGACGGUUUAUCCUUAUGGGAUAUUAUCCCCGCUCGCCGGCCGUUCACGUUGCUGUUCAUAUCGACUUCUCGGCCCUCACAUGGAAAGAGUGUACCUUCAGCGUAGAGGACCCAGGUCACGACGACUUCGAACUCUGGAGUCCAAGCGAGAAUCGAAACGAGCUGUGUCUCUUUGGCCGACAGACCAUGUAUCAUCGGCGUGUACGCGAUGCCAGCUGUGUCGUUGGCAGUCGUCCGAAGGUCGAGGCGAAGGUAGUGCGGAAUUGCGCUUGCCAGGAAUCUGACUUCGAAUGCGAGUUCAACUACUACAGGGACGAGAGCGGCGAAUGUGUCCUCGUUCCAGGCGCGGAGCGGCUUGCCGACGACGACUCGUGUAAGGGCGACGAUGAUUACUGGUAUGAGCGCACGGCCUAUCGCAAGAUUCCCUACUCCAGUUGCGAGGGUGGCAAGCGCCUUGAUCGCGGAGCACAACACGUCUGCCCUGGAUUCAAGGCGCAUGGCGCGUUCUUCUGGCUCAUGAUGUUCUUCAUCCCGUGCGCGUUCGCAGCCCUCGCUGGAUGGUGGUACGUCCGUAGGCGCGCAAGAGGAGCCAUUCGUCUACCCGGCGGAGACCUAGGCCCAAGAUACGUAGGCGACUCCGGCGUCCUUGACACGCUCGCAUCGGUGCCCUACUUCAUCAUGGCUGUGUUGGGGGCGACGUGGGAGACGAUCGUAGAAAAGUUUGGAGAUGCCACGACAGGCAUGCGCACGCGCAGCGGGUACCGGUCGGUGCCCAUCGACGAGGAUGCGCAGAUCCUAAGAUUUGAAGACGAGGAGUAGGAUAAUGGGAGGUAUAUCGGUUAGUGCUGUUGUCUCGAUAAGUACAGUGUAGUCUACCUCGUUUCGCUGUACAUCGACGUUCAUCUAUGUAUCAUAUUUAUUUCCACCUC